Molecule: messenger RNA, 831 nt
Organism: Phalaenopsis equestris
Lineage: Eukaryota; Viridiplantae; Streptophyta; Magnoliopsida; Asparagales; Orchidaceae
Product: putative nuclease HARBI1
Exons: 3
Coding region: 1-831 (276 amino acids)
Source: RefSeq, a predicted model, not a curated record
AUGGAACGAUUCCAACACUCAUCUGAAACAAUAAGCAGGUAUUUCUCAGUGGGUUUGACUUCCCUCGUCAGUUUAGCGCAAGCUAUAAUAAAACCCGAAGAUCCAACGUUUGUCAGAAUGCCAGCACAGAUUCGCAACGAUGCCCGAUACAUGCCACAUUUCAAGGGUUGCAUUGGCGCAAUCGAUGGAACGCAUGUUCAUGCCAGGGUACCGGAAAACGAGAAAGUUGCAUUUAUCGGCCGUUCCGGGAGCACAACUCAAAAUAUCAUGGCAGUUUGUGAUUUCAACAUGUGUUUCACAUUUGCAAUGGCUGGAUGGGAGGGCAGCGCACAUGAUAGUAGAAUCUUCAAAAUUGCAACGAGAAAUCCGAAGUACAAUAGGGGGUACCUUAAACCCUAUCCUGACACAAGGUAUCAUCUUCCAGAUUUUCAGAGAGCCAGCAAUCGUACGAGAAACAGAAAAGAGGUCUUUAAUAGAAGACAUUCAUCCUUACGAGGCGUUAUUGAGAGGACUUUUGGAGUUUGGAAGAAGAAAUGGGUAAUACUACGAGAUAUGCCACCUUAUCCAUUUCCAAAACAGGUGCAGGUAGUGUUAGCCACUAUGGCCCUCACUAACUAUAUUCGACGGCAUCCAACUCGAGCUGAUGUUGACUUCGAGCGUGUUGAGGUCAAUGAUGACGAAGUACCUGUCGAAGCCUAUGAAUACCGCAUUGGUCAAUCUCUACCAACAGAGGAGAACGACAAUGCUUCAAUUUGCACGAAAGAUGGAGAAGGUGCGAGUGAAAUGAAAGCCCUUCGUGAGGAGAUUACUGCCUCAUUAGUUGGAGACUGA